GAGAGGGUCUGAUUGGUUCCUAGAAGUCGCCGCGCCCCGCCUCACAGAAGGAUGUACCAAUGAGCUGAGCGGAGGGGCGGCCUCCGCGCGGGGCGGUCGCUGAGGCGCCGGUGCUGCUAGACGGAGGCGGCAGCCGGUCACGACGUGGGGCGACCAGCGAUGAAGCCGCCUAGUUUAUUGCAAACAAGUGAGUUUGACUCAUCAGAUGAAGAGCCUAUUGAAGAUGAACAGACUCCAAUUCAGAUAUCAUGGCUACCCCUGUCACGAGUGAAUUGUUCUCAGUUUCUUGGUUUGUGUGCUCUUCCAGGUUGUAAAUUUAAAAAUGUUAGAAGAAAUAUCCAAAAAGAUACAGAAGAACUAAAGAGCUAUGGUAUACAAGACAUAUUUGUUUUCUGCACCAGAGGGGAACUGUCAAAAUACAGAGUCCCAAACCUUUUGGACCUCUACCAUCAGUAUGGAAUUAUCACUCAUCAUCAUCCAAUCCCAGAUGGAGGGACUCCUAACAUAGCCAGCUGCUGUGAAAUAAUGGAGGAGCUUGCAAUCUGCCUUAAGAAUAACCGGAAAACCUUAAUACACUGUUAUGGAGGACUUGGCAGAUCUUGUCUUGCUGCUUGUCUCCUACUAUACCUGUCUGACACAGUUUCACCAGAGCAAGCCAUAGACAGCCUGAGAGACCUAAGAGGAUCUGGGGCAAUACAGACUAUAAAGCAAUAUAAUUAUCUUCAUGAGUUUCGGGACAAACUAGCCGCACAUCUAUCAUCAAGAGAUUCAUUAUCAAGAUCUGUAUCUAGAUAAAAAAGAAUUUCAAAUAACAUAUAUAUGACCAUGUCUGAAAUUUAAGAGCUAUUUAACAUAAUUUGUAUUGAAACAAAAUUUACUAGUGUUAUCAACUUGAAUGUAAAUGUGUACGUGCAAAUAUUCCUAAAGCUUUUAUUGACAAAUUU
Molecule: messenger RNA, 944 nt
Organism: Panthera uncia (snow leopard)
Lineage: Eukaryota; Metazoa; Chordata; Mammalia; Carnivora; Felidae
Gene: CDKN3
Product: cyclin dependent kinase inhibitor 3
Exons: 8
Coding region: 160-795 (211 amino acids)
Biological process (GO): protein dephosphorylation
Cellular component (GO): nucleus
Molecular function (GO): protein tyrosine phosphatase activity
Source: RefSeq, a predicted model, not a curated record